Molecule: messenger RNA, 1971 nt
Organism: Phanerochaete carnosa HHB-10118-sp
Lineage: Eukaryota; Fungi; Basidiomycota; Agaricomycetes; Polyporales; Phanerochaetaceae
Exons: 9
Coding region: 1-1971 (656 amino acids)
Cellular component (GO): membrane
Molecular function (GO): sucrose:proton symporter activity
Source: RefSeq, a predicted model, not a curated record
AUGGCUUUCCCCGCCCCCACCGCCGACUCUGACCCUGACCCAACCACACAGAUUCCGUGGCCGUCCAGACAGGCAAAGCAAGUCCGGAUGGAAUCUACAGAGAGGGAGAGGUCACGAACCCUGCCUGAGUCAUCGACGCGCAAUAACCUCGCCGACGGCGUCGCGAAAGACAGAGCGGUCGACCCGUCCCGGAAGCGGAUGUCGACUUGGGACCUGGUCAAGCUCAGCAUCUCGAUGGCGGGAGCCCAGAUCGCGUGGACAGUCGAACUCGGAUACGGAACACCGUUCCUGCUAUCGCUGGGCCUUUCGGAGCAGCUCACCAGCUUGGUAUGGCUCGCUGGUCCCAUAAGUGGCUUGAUAGCACAGCCUGUCAUUGGUACGCAACACCACUCUUCCGCGCCAUGGGGCGCGAUUUCCGACGCUUCCCGGUCGAAGUAUAGACGGCGUUACUGGGUCGUGCUCUCAACAGCCGCGCUGGUGCUGUCCACUUUCACCUUGGCGUAUUGUCAGGACCUCGCGGCUUUCUUCGUCGAUUUCUUUGGUGGAGGAAAAGGUAGCUGGGAUCCGCAAUGGGCGAAAGAUGUUAAGAACACCGCUAUCAUACUCGCGGUCGUCUCUUUCUAUGUUCUGGAUUUCGCACUCAAUGCCCUCCAAGCAUCUCUCCGAAACUUGCUCCUCGAUGUCACUCCCCCAGAACAACUCAACGUCGCGAAUGCUUGGCACAGUAAGAUGACAAAUGCGGGAAAUAUCGUCGGUUUUGGUUUCGGGUUCUUGCCGCUCGCGAGCAUACCGCUCUUGCGUCUGCUCGGCGGGGACCAGUUCCGCAAGUUCUGCGUCGUCAGCGUCAUCUUGCUGGCCAUCACCGUUUGGAUUACUUGUGCCUCUCAAGAGGAGCAGUCUCGCGAGGACGACUUGCGCAUGGAUCGAAACCAAAGCAAAUUCGGUGACGUACUCAGGAACAUUUACAAUGCGAUCGUGAAACUUCCAAAGCCCAUUCGUCGGGUGUGCUACGUCCAAGUUUUUGCGUUUAUGGGAUGGUUCCCGUUCCUAUUUUACUCUACUACGUAUGUUGGGCAGGUUAUGGCGCACGAACUCGGUCGCGAACCCGAUAAUGAUCUGGCGACGCGUACCGGAGAGUUUGCGAUGGCCAUUUACAGCGUUGUUGCUGUUAUCGCCGGAAUACUCCUGCCUCGCUUAUCUCAACGUGACUCGCGCUUGCUGGCGCAUGAGGGAGACGAGGACGAGGACGCCGAGUUCUCUCGCCUAAGAGCGACAGUGCAGCAGUGGCGUGCAGAGGCAGCUAGACAGGGAAUGCCACUUAAGCUUCCCUUUAUGCCUUUCUUCCUCAGGAACAUCUGGAUGGGGGCUAUGCUGCUUUUCGCUGCUAUCACUUUCUCCACAUUCUUCAUUACCAAGGUAUGGCAGGCUAUCAUCGCGGUUAGCUUGGUUGGUGUUUGCUGGGCUGUCGCAUGCUGGGUCCCCUUUGCUAUCAUCAUGGAGGUGCAGGAGGCCUUCCAGCGUCGUCUCACGCAUCGUCGGCCUUCACACACCCGCACCUUGUCUACGCCCGUGCGCCCAACCAUGCAGGACAUAGACGAACACCAGCCCCUUCUUCGCAGGAGACGGUCCUUGGAGGAACGCCACGACAUGCUCGACGCGCCGUCAGCGGAGCCCGUCGCAGGAGGCACUAUCCUCGGCAUUCACAACCUCGCCAUUGUCUUCCCGCAGUUCAUCGUCGCCUUGGUGUCAAGCGCCAUCUUCAAAGCAGUAGAUUCCGAAAUCGAUGAUGACCCUCAGAAUCACACCACGUUCUAUGGUAAGAACGGCGUUGCCUGGGUCCUGCGCUUUGGUGGGUUGUGUGCCCUGGUUGGCGCUGCCUUCGCUCGUAAGGUCCCACCGACGCGAACAGAGAAGCAGAUGCGCCGUCGUUUGGCCGAAUUGAAGAUUCUCGAACAGGAGGGCACCCCCUGA